CAGCGCUUGAAGCGCAUACGGAGCGUAUUCCUGAAAAUUGCCUCUGUCAUACAACCAGGAAGAAGGUUGGAUAGCCCCGCGAAGCUAACAACCUCAAUCUUUCUGCAUACUUUCGCCGAAUAUAACGAUGGGGUCUUCCUGGUGGAAGGUAGCCGCGGUGGUCAUCUCAUUAACGGGCUCGUUAUUACCUGUCGGCGCGGAUGAACACGACCACACGUACACAGACGGAGAGGAGGUGGUUUUGUGGAUGAACACRGUGGGGCCUUACCACAACCGACAGGAGACCUACAAAUACUUCUCGCUGCCCUUCUGCGCGGGCAUCAAGAAGACCAUCAGCCACUACCACGAGACCCUCGGGGAGGCUCUGCAGGGCGUGGAGCUGGAGUUCAGCGGCCUGGAUAUUAAGUUCAAAGAGGAAGUCAUGCAGAUGACUUAUUGUAACAUUGAGAUGGACAAAGCCAAACAGGAUGCUUUCGUCUACGCCAUAAAGAAUCACUACUGGUACCAGAUGUACAUCGAUGAUCUGCCCAUUUGGGGGAUCGUUGGGGAGUCGGACGAGAACGGAGAGGAACAUUACCUGUGGACGUACAAGAAGCUGGAGAUCGGUUAUAAYGGCAACAGGAUCGUUGAUGUGAAUCUGACAAGUGAAGGAAAAGUCAAACUCAUGUCCAACACCAAGAUUCCCAUGUCGUACUCUGUGAAAUGGAAGAAGUCUGAUGUGAAGUUUGAGGACAGGUUUGAYAAAUACCUCGAUCCGUCCUUCUUUCAGCACAGAAUCCACUGGUUCUCCAUCUUCAACUCCUUCAUGAUGGUGAUUUUCCUKGUGGGUCUGGUCUCCAUGAUCCUGAUGAGAACCUUGAGGAAAGAUUACGCUCGAUACAGUAAAGAGGAGGAAAUGGACGACAUGGACAGAGACCUGGGCGAUGAGUAYGGAUGGAAGCAGGUUCACGGAGACGUCUUCAGACCUUCCAGCCAUCCUCUCAUCUUCUCUUCRCUCAUCGGUUCUGGCUGCCAGAUCUUCUCCGUCUCCUUCAUCGUCAUCAUCGUGGCGAUGGUGGAGGACCUGUACACAGAGAGGGGCUCCAUGCUCAGCACGGCCAUCUUUGUUUACGCUGCUACCUCUCCGGUCAACGGCUACUUCGGAGGAAGUUUAUACGCCAAACAAGGAGGCAGGAGAUGGAUCAAACAGAUGUUCAUCGGAGCCUUCAUGAUCCCAUCCAUGGUCUGUGGAACGGCUUUCUUCAUCAACUUCAUCGCCAUCUACUACCACGCCUCCAGAGCCAUCCCGUUCGGCACYAUGGUCGCAGUCUGCUGCAUCUGCUUCUUCGUCAUCCUGCCUCUGAACCUGGUGGGAACCAUCCUGGGCAGGAAUUUAUCCGGUCAGCCCAACUUCCCCUGCCGAGUGAACGCUGUGCCUCGACCAAUCCCAGAGAAGAAGUGGUUCAUGGAGCCGGCCGUCAUCGUGUGCCUUGGAGGAAUUCUGCCCUUUGGAUCGAUUUUCAUAGAGAUGUACUUCAUCUUCACGUCUUUCUGGGCCUAUAAAAUCUACUACGUGUACGGCUUCAUGAUGCUGGUCCUGGUGAUCCUGUGCAUCGUCACCGUGUGCGUCACCAUCGUGUGCACGUACUUCCUGCUCAACGCUGAGGACUACAGAUGGCAGUGGACGAGCUUCCUGUCUGCUGCGUCCACAGCGGUUUAUGUUUACAUGUACUCGUUUUACUACUACUUCUUCAAAACUAAGAUGUACGGCUUGUUUCAGACGUCCUUCUACUUCGGCUACAUGGCUGUGUUCAGCACCGCUCUGGGAAUCAUGUGUGGUGCUGUUGGCUACAUGGGAACAAGUGCCUUUGUGAGGAAGAUUUACACAAACGUGAAGAUUGACUGAGGAUCUGCGCAGCUGCAGGAGCUCAUGGACGUGUGCUGAGAGGCGGCGAGCACAACUCCUUGAUUUGAUUUUACUUUUUCUCUCGCAGAGAUGGAGAGAGCCUCACUUUGUACAACGUAGUUUUUCCAUUAUUUUUCUGAGGUGACCGGAGGAGCGGAGGUUUUGUUUUUAUCAGCUGUUUGUCCACGCCGGCCCCAGACGCAGCGGUGUAGCUCUCUUCAGUGAAGAGGCCGAAGUGAGCCCAAGUUUAGGUUCUGUUGGUUCACAUGCUUCCUGUUCCAGUCGCACUGUCAUCCGGGUUUUGUUCUCCUUCACCGAUGAAGAGGAGCCUUCAUCGCUCCGUUAUCAUUCCCCUCGUUUCUUUACCCCCUGACCCAGACCCUGACCCAGUCCAUCCAGCCCGGGUUUAUCCCUGCUGUGGGUUCAUGUACAGAGACUGAUCAGGAAGAGCAGGUUUUUAAUGAAUGUUUGAUGUGAUCCAUUUGUUUUCUCUAAAUGUUUGGGUUGAAUGAAGUAAAGCUAAUAUAUGAGGGGGGGCCGUGUAUAUACCCUGAAUUAUGUCCCUUUAGAUGUAGACCCCCCUGCCUGGGCUUUGGUUGUACAGAUUUACUACAGGGUUUGUUUCUUAUUUACACAAGUUAUUUUUCAUUUAAAACCUCUUUAGUUUGGGGCUUGGGGGGGGGGGGGGGGGUGGCUGUUACACCUGAGCUGAAGUUUAAAGGGAUUCUUUGUUUCUGACUUUAUUUGCAGCUUUAAAAGUUUUUUUUCUCUCAAACCCUCGUUGUGUUUGAUCAGAGGAAGACGAUGCUCCUCUUCCUCUGCCUGUACAAAAUGAACCAGUCCACCUGAAGCUAGAUGUUGUCCAUCCCCUCAGUGCUACAGAGUCCGUCACAUGCUUUUAUUUCACCCUGCUUUGUGUAAAUACAGAGGUGGCCACGCCCUUUUCUAUGUUCCAGUUCUGCUCAUGUUGUGAAGCCAUGAACCUGAACCUGCUAUAACUGUAGAAACUAAUAAACCUGUUUCUGUACAGAGCUGA
Messenger RNA from Austrofundulus limnaeus, 2921 nucleotides. RefSeq names its product transmembrane 9 superfamily member 3 (gene tm9sf3). The transcript is spliced from 15 exons. NCBI's taxonomy places the organism in Eukaryota, Metazoa, Chordata, Actinopteri, Cyprinodontiformes, Rivulidae. The record is from RefSeq and is a predicted model, not a curated record. Gene Ontology annotation, cellular component: membrane. Gene Ontology annotation, biological process: protein localization to membrane. The coding region runs from base 128 to 1885 and encodes 585 amino acids.